AUGGCAGGACAGAUCUCAAAGAAGCGCAAGGUGGAGGAAGGGAUGAAGGGCAAAGUCUCCCGGCCAAAGAAGAAGUUCAAGAAGCAAACCGAUUACGACAAUCAAUCCUCGUCAGAAGAUGAGCCCACCGAAGAACAAGAUUUCCCAGCUGUCAAUCUCCAAGAUUCCGACGAGGAGGGCCUCGAUACUACAGAUCUUAUCACGGCAGAAGAAUCUGAGCCAGACCUAGACGACGAGCCAGAAAUUGCUGACGAUGAGGAGGACGAGGUUACAGAUGCGUCAAAUUCAGAUUCUGAAUCUGGUUCGGAAGAUGAGGAGAACGACAACCCAAAUUUGAUAAGAAAACGGAAACGCAAUGAUCCUGAAGCUUUUGCAACGUCGAUGUCGAAGAUUCUGGGUUCUAAAUUGUCUACGAGCAAGCGCAGCGAUCCAGUAUUGUCGAGGAGUGUGGAUGCAAUUCAAGCCAGCAAAGAGAUUACAGAUUUGGCGUUGGAGAAGGCGGCAAGACACAAAUUGAGAGUUGAGAAGAGGGAGGCUAUGGAUAAAGGAAGAGUGAAGGAUGUGUUGGGAGCUAGUACGGCAUUUGACGCAGCGAAUGGAGUAGCAGAUGGGCCCAGCGUACAGGAGACGAUGGAAUUAGAGAAGAGAUUACGGAAAACUGCACAAAGAGGUGUGGUGAAGCUGUUCAAUGCAGUCAGAGCCGCGCAAGUCAAAGGCGAAGAAGCUGCUCGGGAAGCGAGGACAAAGGGUCUCGUAGGGCAUGGAAGAAGGGAAGAGAAGGUUAACGAGAUGAGCAAGAAGGGUUUCUUGGAUCUCAUUGCUGGAGGUGGUGGAAACUUGAAAGCCGGUGCUAUCGAGGAGGCAUGA
Molecule: messenger RNA, 867 nt
Organism: Cadophora gregata
Lineage: Eukaryota; Fungi; Ascomycota; Leotiomycetes; Helotiales; Ploettnerulaceae
Exons: 1
Coding region: 1-867 (288 amino acids)
Biological process (GO): maturation of 5.8S rRNA; maturation of LSU-rRNA
Cellular component (GO): preribosome, large subunit precursor
Source: RefSeq, a predicted model, not a curated record